Molecule: messenger RNA, 264 nt
Organism: Plasmodium vivax (malaria parasite P. vivax)
Lineage: Eukaryota; Apicomplexa; Aconoidasida; Haemosporida; Plasmodiidae
Exons: 1
Coding region: 1-264 (87 amino acids)
Cellular component (GO): intracellular membrane-bounded organelle
Molecular function (GO): 2 iron, 2 sulfur cluster binding
Source: RefSeq, a predicted model, not a curated record
AUGGGGAACUUAUUACUAAAGGAAAAGCCAGUUGACCUUUUUAGAAAAAAAGGAGACAUUUUAAACCUGCGGAACUUAAAGGCUGUGCACGUCGAGAAAGUGUACCCUCCGCUAAAAAAAUCCAAAAAAAUUUCCGUGUGCAGAUGUUGGAAAUCGAAUAACUUCCCCUAUUGUGACAAUUCUCAUCAGAAGUUGCAGCAGCAGGGGGUGAUUUGCGGCCCAUUUCUUUUAGAAGUUCGACGAAGUAACAAUGCGAAUGCGUAA